This is a messenger RNA of Sphenostylis stenocarpa, 5760 nucleotides long. The record is from the annotation of a GenBank genome assembly. Lineage: Eukaryota; Viridiplantae; Streptophyta; Magnoliopsida; Fabales; Fabaceae.
AUGGUUCGGGGUGAACUGCCGUUUCCCAAGUGUAAAAUAGCGUUGGAUUCUGUCAUAUUUCCAGAUAAAGCUUCCAAUGAGAAAAUAGCUUCCAAUUUUGCUGAUAUAUUGUCCCAAAUGGCUCAAGAUGUAACUGGUGAGGAGUGUAGAGUGCUUGGCUUUUGGCUUUUUGAAAUGGUGUUGAAGGAGGCUAGGAAAACAUUGGAAGGAUUAUUGAAUGGGGGAUCUCAUGGUGAUUCCCGUUCUCGGCUCAUUAAACUGGCAAGAUGGCUUGUGGAAUCUGAAAUGGUUCCAGUUAGGCUACUUCAAGAACGUUGUGAGGAGGAAUUCUUGGGGGAGGCUGAAUUGAUCAAAAUUAAGGCUCAGGAGUUGAAGGGUAAAGAGGUCAGAGUUAAUACGCGACUUCUCUAUCAGCAAACCAAAUUCAAUCUUCUCAGAGAAGAGAGUGAGGGCUAUGCAAAGCUGGUGACUCUUCUUUGCCGAGAUUCUGAAGCACCUACGCAAAAAUCAUCUGCAGCAACCAUUGGCAUUAUUAAGUCAUUAAUUGGUCAUUUUGAUUUGGAUCCAAAUCGCGUUUUUGAUAUUGUCCUAGAGUGUUUUGAACUGCAGCCUGAUGAUGAUGUGUUUAUAGAGUUGAUUCCUAUAUUUCCAAAGUCUCAUGCAUCGCAGAUUCUUGGAUUUAAAUUUCAAUAUUAUCAACGCAUGGAAGUCAGCAGUUCUGUUCCGUUUGGGCUCUAUAGACUUACAGCCUUGCUGGUGAAGCAAAAUUUUAUUGAUCUUGAUAGCAUAUACGCUCAUCUACUUCCCAGAGAUGAUGAGGCAUUUGAGCAUUACAAUACUUUCUCUUCCAAGCGCCUUGAUGAGGCUAAUAAAAUUGGAAGAAUAAACCUUGCUGCAACUGGAAAAGAUCUAAUGGACGAUGAGAAACAGGGGGAUGUCACUAUAGAUCUCUUUGCUGCCUUAGACCUUGAAACAGAAGCAAUUGAAGAACGAACAACAGAGCUUCAAACAAGUCAGACUUUGGGCUUGCUUACUGGCUUUCUCGCCGUGGAUGACUGGUAUCAUGCACAUCUACUGUUUGAACGCCUUUCACCUCUCAAUGCUGUGGAACAUAUUCAAAUAUGUGAUAGUUUGUUUAGGCUUAUUGAGAAGUCAAUUUGUUCAGCAUACGAUGUUGUUCGUCAGACACAUCUUCAAAAUCCUGGAUCGACAGGAGGCCCUGAUGUUAUGGAUAUAGAUAACUCUUCAGGAUAUAGUUCUUUCAUAGAUCUACCAAAGGAACUUUUUCAGAUGCUAGCUUGUACUGGACCUUAUCUCUACCGUGAUACUGUACUGUUGCAGAAGGUUUGUAGGGUGUUGAGAGGUUAUUACCUUUCUGCUCUUGAGCUUGUAAGUCGCAGCAAUGGUGUCUUUAAUCCUCAAUUACAUGUUCCUGGAAACCCUAACCUACAUCUUAAGGAGGCAAGGCUAAAGGUGGAGGAUGCUUUAGGAGCAUGUGUAUUACCUUCCCUGCAGUUAAUUCCUGCCAAUCCAGCUGUUGGCCAGGAAAUAUGGGAACUAAUGAGUCUUCUUCCUUAUGAGGUGCGAUAUCGAUUGUAUGGUGAAUGGGAGAAAGAUGAUGAGCGCAUUCCUAUGCUCUUAGCUGCAAGACAGACUGCCAAGUUGGACACUAGACGUAUUUUGAAACGGCUGGCAAAGGAAAAUUUGAAGCAAUUGGGUCGGAUGGUUGCAAAAUUAGCCCAUGCCAACCCUAUGACUGUCCUCCGCACAAUUGUUCAUCAGAUUGAGGCUUACAGAGACAUGAUUACUCCUGUAGUGGAUGCAUUUAAGUACUUAACCCAGCUCGAGUAUGAUAUAUUGGAAUAUGUUGUGAUUGAGCGAUUGGCACUUGGUGGACGUGAUAAGUUAAAGGAUGAUGGCCUUAAUUUGUCAGACUGGCUUCAAUCUCUAGCUUCAUUUUGGGGCCAUCUAUAUAUGCGGGAUGCCUUGUAUCAAAUUCCAGGAUGCAGAUCAACCUUAGCAAAUGCUGGAUUACUGGGCAUAGCAGCAUUUUAUGUCCCUGAGUGGAUGAUCAGUUUAGUGGUAUUUAUGGGGUAUUAUGCGAAGGAGGGGGCUGGUUUGGAUCCUUCUGAUGAGACUUCGAUUGUAGUAGCAUUCUUGUGUAAGAAGUACCCAUCAAUGGAAUUACGGGGCCUUUUCCAGUAUCUUGUGAAUCAGUUAAAAAAAGGGCAAGGAAUUGAGCUUGUUCUACUGCAGGAGCUUAUUCAACAAAUGGCAAAUGUCCAGUACACUGAGAACUUGACUGAGGAACAGCUUGAUGCAAUGGCAGGUAGUGAUACUCUCAGAUAUCAAGCAACUUCUUUUGGGGUAACUCGGAAUAACAAGGCAUUGAUAAAGUCAACUAGCAGACUUAGAGAUGCAUUACUUCCAAAAGAUGAACCAAAGUUGGCAGUCCCGCUGUUACUGCUUCUUGCUCAACAUCGUUCUCUGGUUGUCAUCAAGGCAGAUGCACCCUACAUUAAGAUGGUUAGUGAGCAGUUCGAUAGAUGUCAUGGAACUCUCCUUCAGUAUGUGGAAUUUCUUGGCAGUGCAGUCACACCAGCAUCAAAUUAUGGCAUUCUUAUUCCCUCCCUCAAUGACCUGGUCCACCUUUACCACCUUGACCCUGAGGUUGCUUUCUUGAUAUAUCGUCCUGUGAUGAGGCUUUUCAAGUCUCAGAAAAAUCCUGACGUUUAUUGGCCCUUGGAUGAUAAAAAUUCUGCUAGUGAUGCAUCUUCGAACAUUGAAUCAAUUCGCUUGGAUAAUUCUGGUAGUAUGGUUCUAAAUCUUGGCUCUGCUCAAAAUCCUAUAAGUUGGUCGUAUCUUCUUGAUACUGUUAAAACCAUGUUGCCUCCAAAAGCAUGGAAUAGCUUAUCUCCUGAUCUUUAUGCAACAUUUUGGGGACUUACAUUAUAUGAUCUGUAUGUCCCAAAAAAUCGAUACGAAUCGGAAAUAGCCAAGCUGCAUGCAAAUCUUAAAUCUUUGGAGGAGCUUUCUGACAAUUCCAGCUCAGCAAUUACAAAGAGGAAGAAAGAAAAGGAAAGAAUUCAGGAAUCUCUUGACCGUCUGAUUAGUGAACUGCAUAAACAUGAGGAGAGUGUUGCAUCUGUUCGUAGACGGCUAUCUCAUGAAAAAGACAGAUGGUUAAGUUCCUGUCCUGACACCUUGAAGAUCAACAUGGAGUUUCUUCAGCGUUGUAUUUUUCCACGCUGUACUUUCAGUAUGCCAGAUGCUGUUUAUUGUGCUAUGUUUGUCCACACACUGCAUUCCCUUGGAACCCCCUUUUUUAACACAGUCAAUCACGUAGAUGUUUUGAUUUGUAAGACCCUUCAACCUAUGAUUUGCUGCUGCACUGAAUAUGAGGCAGGCAGGCUUGGCAGGUUUCUGUAUGAGACUUUGAAGAUUGCUUACUAUUGGAAGAGUGAUGAAUCUAUUUAUGAACGUGAGUGUGGAAACAUGCCAGGCUUUGCCGUCUACUAUAGAUAUCCAAAUAGCCAGCGAGUUACAUAUGGGCAGUUCAUUAAGGUACACUGGAAGUGGAGUCAAAGAAUCACACGUUUACUAAUUCAGUGUCUGGAAUCUAGCGAGUACAUGGAAAUUAGAAAUGCUCUUAUAAUGUUGACAAAAAUUUCUAGUGUUUUCCCUGUUACACGGAAGAGUGGGAUAAACCUCGAAAAGCGAGUAGCUAAGAUUAAAAGUGAUGAAAGAGAGGAUCUUAAAGUGUUGGCCACUGGUGUUGCAGCAGCAUUAGCUGCUAGGAAGCCUUCUUGGGUUACCGACGAAGAAUUUGGUAUGGGUUAUCUUGAGUUGAAACCUGCACCAUCUUUGACUAAAUCUUCAGCUGGCAAUUCAGCAACUGUACCUAGUGGGAUCAAUCUCAAUGUUUCACAAACUGAAUCUGCCAGUGGAAAACAUGUGGACUCUGGAAACACAGCCAAAGAUCAGUUAAUAAGAACAAAACCUGUAGAUGGCAAGUCUGAAAGAACUGAAAGCAUUACCACGGCAAAAUCUGAUUCUGGCCAUAUAAAAGUCAAGAGUGGUUCAAUGGUGAAUGGAUUAGAUGCCCAAACAUCCUUGGUUGCAUCUUCUGUACAAUCUGGGAUGUCAAAAUCUACGGAAAACUCAAAGCAAGUGGAAGAAUCCUUAAAUAGAGCAUCAGAUGAUCAUGGGACUAGAAUUUCUGAGUCAAGAAGUUCAGCAAAGCGUUCAGUGCCUACUGGUUCACUUUCAAAGCCCUCAAAACAAGACCCUGUAAAAGAGGAUGGUAGGUCUGGAAAACCAGUUGCUAGAACUUCUGGUUCCUCGAGUAGUGACAAAGAUCUACAAACCCAUGUGUUGGAGGGAAGACACAGCGGAACUACCAAUGUAGCUUCUUCAGUUAGUGCUAAUGGUAACACCAUUUCAUGUUCUACUAAAGGUUCAAAUCCACCAGUAAGGAUUUCAUUGGAUGGUCCAGGUAAUGAGUCAAAGGCAGAGAUUGGAGUUUCCAAGUCUUCUGAUAUUAGGGCAUCUGUGGUGAAGGAUGAUGGAAAUGAUACCACUGAUUUCGUGAGAGGAUCUUCUUCUCGUGUAGUGCAUUCCCCUAGGCAUGAAAACACAGGAGUCGCGUCAAAAUCUAAUGAUAAAGUUCAGAAGAGAGCCAGUUCUGCUGAAGAACCAGACAGAUUAGGUAAACGACGGAAAGGGGAUGUUGAGCUAAGAGAUUUUGAAAGUGAAGUUCGAUUCACUGAAAGAGAUAAGCUGAUGGAUCCUCGCUUUGCUGAUGACAAAUUGGGACCAGAGGAACAUGGUCUAUCCAGGGCAGGUGAUAAGCCACUGGAACGGCCGAAAGAGAAAGGCAGUGAAAGAUAUGAAAGGGAGCACAGGGAAAGAUUAGACCGAAUGGACAAAUCUCGUGAUGACUCUGGGGCAGAAAAACCUAGGGAUAGAUCAAUUGAAAGAUAUGGAAGAGAACGAUCUGUUGAGAGAUUGCAAGAGAGAGGUAGUGAGAGGAGUUUUAAUAGACUCCCUGAGAAAGCUAAGGAUGAAAGAAGCAAGGAUGAUAGAAAUAAAUUACGUUACAGUGAUGCAUCAGUAGAAAAAUCUCAUGCUGAUGAUCGCUUCCAUGGUCAAAGCUUGCCUCCACCACCCCCUUUACCUCCUAAUAUGGUUCCUCAAUCUGUAGGAGCUGGUAGGCGUGAUGAAGAUGCUGAUAGGAGGUAUGGAGGUACGAGGCACUCUCAAAGACUUUCUCCAAGACAUGAAGAAAAGGAACGGAGACGAUCUGAAGAGACUGUGGUUUCUCAGGAUGAUGCUAAACGCCGAAAAGAAGAUGAUUUUCGAGAUCGAAAACGGGAAGAAAUUAAGGUUGAAGAGAGGGAGAGAGAAAGAGAGAAAGCAAACAUUCUAAAGGAAGAAUUGGAUUUAAAUUCCGUGUCCAAGAGACGCAAACUUAAGAGGGAGCAUCUACCUGCUGGUGAACCUGGGGAGUACUCACCAGUGGCUCCUCCACCUCCUCCCCCUGGUAUUGGUAUGUCACUAGGGUAUGAUGGAAGGGAUAGAGGAGACAGAAAGGGACCCAUUAUCCAGCAUCCAAACUACAUAGAUGAACCAAAUCUGAGGAUUCACGGUAAAGAGGUGGCCAGCAAGUUGAAUCGUCGGGAGUCAGACCCCUUGUAUGAUCGUGAAUGGGAUGAUGAGAAGAGACAAAGAGCUGAUCAAAAGAGAAGGCACCGGAAGUAG